Molecule: messenger RNA, 845 nt
Organism: Tachysurus fulvidraco (yellow catfish)
Lineage: Eukaryota; Metazoa; Chordata; Actinopteri; Siluriformes; Bagridae
Gene: timm10b
Product: translocase of inner mitochondrial membrane 10 homolog B (yeast)
Cellular component (GO): mitochondrial intermembrane space chaperone complex
Source: RefSeq, a predicted model, not a curated record
ACGACGUCACCAUGCUCUGGUCACGUGACAUCAACAUGGCCGCUCGCAUGUGAAAGUCAUGCUAUACCUUGUGGGGAAUUUUAUUCACUGUUUAUGAAGGUAAUAUUUAUAAGGUACCGUCUACAUAUAUUUUAUCUUAAAGACACAUUGUAACCUAUACUCUAAUGGACCCCGCCGGACAACUGCGGAAUCUUCGGGACUUCCUCUUGGUUUAUAAUCGAAUGACGGAAAUUUGCUUCCAGAGAUGUACGAGCAAUUUCAACUACAGAAAUCUUACAAUGGAUGAAGAGCGUUGUGCAGACAGCUGUGCUGGUAAACUAAUCCGUUCCAACCACCGCCUAAUGGGAACAUAUGUGAACCUGAUGCCAGCCAUGGUCCAACGGCGAAUGGAGGAGAUGGAGAGCAAAGCUGCAGAACUUGCAAAGGCAACCGAAGCAGAAGGCCCAGCGGAGCGCAUCUCAGGAGGUUUAAAUUCAUCUGAUGCUCCAUCCUCAUUCAUAACAUCUACUUCUGGUACAACUCCGCCAAGUGUGCAGACACCCACAGGGACAACAGCUACCAGUGGCACAAUCCAAUCUACACCAUCACUCUCUACAACAGAGGCAUUGGGUUCACACUUUCCAGUACCGAUUAUUACAGAAAGUGCACAUACACCUGCAGCUGAGCCAACAGUAGUCGUUCAUCCAGGCAAACAUCCUUAGAAGUGACCGCUCCACAUUUAGAGGGACUGAAAGUCUCUACUUCUCCUGUAAAUCACAGUCUACCAGCACAUCAGUCUACUGGGGGAGAAAGACCAUCAACUUAAUGUUCGUUUAUUAAUGGACAGGGACAGGUUUCAUAGCUCA